This is a messenger RNA of Thermothelomyces thermophilus ATCC 42464, 492 nucleotides long. RefSeq lists its product as uncharacterized. The record is from RefSeq and is a predicted model, not a curated record. NCBI's taxonomy places the organism in Eukaryota, Fungi, Ascomycota, Sordariomycetes, Sordariales, Chaetomiaceae. The coding region runs from base 1 to 492 and encodes 163 amino acids. The transcript is spliced from 3 exons.
AUGCCCAAACACGAGAUGACCAAAUCAGAUUCUUCGCGAAUCCAGUCUUUAAUUACAGGUGGAGGCUAUCAGUAUUUGUCGUCAAAUGUUGUCUUCGAGAAGCUGUCAGACAGGAGCCCCAAAGACGCGCCGCUUCACCUAUGGCGAACCAACACGACCAUGCAGCAGAGCAAUGUCAAGGACAGUUCGAACAGCAGUGCCUUCUAUGAUCAUCUCCACGAAAACGGCGCUUCCAGAUUGCCCUACUCUCUUGCUUCCUACCAAAAGGCGACGGAGGGGACUGGUGGUCAGUUUGACCGCCUAGCGUUUGGCGGCUCCGCAUUUGGUGGCUCCGCACCCGUGCUAUAUAGGCUGCACCAGCCGGGUGACCAGCUCUCGUCUAAGCAGACUAUAGACAAAGUAGCGAAAGGUCGCUACUAUCAUGUCCAGUUUGUCCCCAAGGUCCGGUCGCGAGGGUUUGGUAUCGAGCCAGGCAUGGACGGCCUCAAAUAA